This is a messenger RNA of Euleptes europaea (tarantolino), 711 nucleotides long. It is a transcript of the gene TNFRSF18, whose product is annotated as TNF receptor superfamily member 18. Gene Ontology annotation, cellular component: external side of plasma membrane. Bases 1 to 711 code for a protein of 236 amino acids. NCBI's taxonomy places the organism in Eukaryota, Metazoa, Chordata, Lepidosauria, Squamata, Sphaerodactylidae. The record is from RefSeq and is a predicted model, not a curated record. The transcript is spliced from 6 exons. Gene Ontology annotation, biological process: positive regulation of cell adhesion.
AUGGCGAGCAUGACCAGAGGACCAGAGACCCGUUUGGUUUACUUCACAGUCUUUUGGUUAUCUGGAGAGUUAGUGGGAGCUAACGGAUUGCUACCACAGACAGAAGGUGGUGGUAAAGUAUGCUGCGGAGGAGGGGCUUCCAAUCCAUGUCCCAAUGAACUGGCUUCCAGGAAGAAGUGCGGUCCUGGGGAAAGCCAUUCUAACCCACGGUGUGAUGCAUGCCGGCCAGUCCCAGAAUGCCAGAGAGGGGAGGAGCUGCAUUGCUCAGGUACCAAUGACUUUAGCUUUUUCUGCAAAGAGUGUCCCCUUGGAACCUACUCGGAUGGGAAGACCGGCUGUUGCAGGGCUUGGACAGACUGCACCAGCAACGGAUUGCAAACUGUCCAGCAAGGGAACCAUACCCACAAUGCACAGUGUGGCAUUGUUCUUUCCACUGUGGAAACAGAUUCCUUGUUCACCAGUAUCCUGGCUAUUGUGACAGCGGCAGGUAUAUUCCUGAUCAUUCUGAUGAUGUUCUUCUUACUCCUCUGCAUGUGGGUGCAGAAGAGGGAAAAGCUUCCCGAUAUGGAAGACACCGAAGCCGUCGAUGCUUCUAACCUGCUGCAGGCUCCACAACAACCUGAGGAUACCUUCAGUUGCCAGUACCCCGAGGAAGAACAAGGGCAUAAAACGGCAGGAGAAAAGGACUCGAUGCCGUUCUUGGCACACUGA